AUGGAAACUCCACAAUCUCUAGCCAUUGAGAGUUUUUCCUACAGUUGGUUAUCUCAAGAUGUGCUCCCAAGAACGUCGACGGACAUUCGAGAACUCGGCUACGUGACGGACCAGAACUUCAAAUUUGAUGGUACAACACCUGCAGUUUUUAUCCAUGCUGAUGAGCUUUUCACCAAUGGCUUCAUCAGACCUGUUUAUGUCGAUCCUUUGAAGAGGGAGAGGUGCGAUGCCUUCGAUUCAAUUCAAACCAUGCCUCCUAGUUCACCCUUUUCUUCGAAAACCGAAACUCGGGUUCGUUGCAGCUUUCUUAGAUGGUGCGGGAAAUCGACAAGGAGAAUGUUGAGAUAUCUUUAUGGAAAUCUCAGACCUUUGGUGGGGUUCUUGAGAAAAAACAGCAGGGUUGAUGAUCUUGACCGGAGAACUCAAAGAGUUAGGAGCUCACCACGAGCAUCCCCGCACCAGAGUACGACGGCUAGUUCAGCGGGUGAAUCGAUGUGUCACCUUGAGAACUCGAUUUAUGAGGCUGUUCUCCAUUGUAAAAGAUCUGUAGGAAUUGCAGACAUGAGGCAUGAAUAUGGCAGCUGAUCACAUGCCUCAAGUUUCUCAUUUGCUUCAUUUCUAUGUUUUCUUUGCACUUAGAUAUUCAUAUACACACACACAUAUAUAUUGUAUAUAUAAAUGACAUGUUUGCCUAUUUUGUGAUGAUUAAACUAAUAUCAGAAAGUGUUUGUCAUUGU
Hibiscus syriacus is the source of this 737-nucleotide messenger RNA. Its product is annotated as probable membrane-associated kinase regulator 6. Bases 1 to 585 code for a protein of 194 amino acids. Lineage: Eukaryota; Viridiplantae; Streptophyta; Magnoliopsida; Malvales; Malvaceae. The record is from RefSeq and is a predicted model, not a curated record. The transcript has a single exon.